This is a messenger RNA of Ectocarpus sp. CCAP 1310/34, 1077 nucleotides long. NCBI's taxonomy places the organism in Eukaryota, Phaeophyceae, Ectocarpales, Ectocarpaceae. The record is from the annotation of a GenBank genome assembly.
CCUCCUCCUUUCUAUCCAUCUCGCUCUCCUCUUUCCGGCACAAAACCGAGGUAGUGGGCGACACCCGCGGCGGUACUCCUGCGCACCGAAGGAAUCAUGACUUCCGCCGAGCCGAGGCGGAGGCGCGACGUGAAAUCCCUAGACAGAGAAAAAAGCAUGUCCCCGCUCGACAAAGACCAGCUCAAGCGGAGGUGCCUCGAGAGGGUUCGCACCGAACGCAGCCGCCUCAUGGCACGAAUGCGAGGCCGGAAGGGCACGGAGGAAGAAGCACGGCAGCUCUUCGGCCAUGCUGGUGGGAAUUCCGGUUCCCCGCUCACGGCUGCAGCGGCGCAGGGAGAAAACCUGUCCUCUCCGGGGCACCACUCGCUGUCCUCCGCCAGGGAAAUCCUAAGGGAAGGCUUGAGCGAGCUGUCGGGCGGAAAUGGCGACACCAACAAGCGACGUCGCCAACAGCAUCACCCCACGAAUCACGAGCGAACAGCGCUAGGUUGCGAAGAAUUCGGAGCAAGUCUUACACGGUUAGAUAGCAACGGCGGAGGGAGACGGCUGCAGCAGCAGCAGCAGCAGCAGCAGAAGCAGCAGCAGAAGCAGCAUGCGGGGGGGAGCGAAUCGUUGUCAUUCCUCUCGGCGAUAGAGGAAGAGAACGCCAGCUACCUCAACGCCUGCGCGCGUGGGCAGGGGGGCUCUCUGCAACAGCGCGGGCCGCGGGAUGGCACCGCGGCUGAGCUGGCACCGAUGUCGAUAAGCUUCCGGGAACAAACCCAAGGGUUUGUGGAAGGGAACAACGAUGAAGAUGAUGCGCUUAUGGCCCAUGAUGACGGCCACGCACAACAACCUCGGCAGCCGCAGCAGCAGCAGCAGCAGCAGCAGCAGCAACCGGAGGCGAUGGUGGACGAGGACGAGCUCGGGUGGGGUGACGGCGGCGGGGCGGAGGACUGCUGCGACGAGGAGAAUCUGCUCUCGCCCGACGAGUACCUGGAGAUGAUGCAGUACAUUGAGGAGGCUUGCAAGGAGGAAGACCUCAGGGCCGAGGCGGCGGGAUGCCUGCACUUCGGACCAUGGCCAAGAGGUGGAUAA